UGUAUAUUCAACUUAUCCUAAACUGCUAUACAUCUAAGAUUGCUACUUAACUAUUAAUCCAUGAUCCAUGAUGAUAAUUUAGCGGUACAUAUAAAUCAAGUUAGAUGAAAUCAUUCAUAGAUGACAAAUUUUAUGUUUUCUAAAAUAAGAUUCGUUCAAAAUCUUCGAUGAAUAGGUUGAUUGUAAUCCAUACGAUGAAAAGAGGGGAUGGAAGAAAAAAAGGAAAAGAAUUUAAUGAUAGCACAAAGAAAAUUCAUCACUCUUUUUCUGCGCAUUUACGUACUAGUACUAAAGUGGCAACCUAAUUUCUAGCAGUUUCUUAAGAGGAGCUUUUACUAUUGGUGGAAAUGGCGGAAUAACAAGUCGCGUCGUUCAUAACGUCCUUCAAACGUUCCUAUCGAUUCUGAGAAUACACGGAGCGUAUAAUACGGAGUUCACUGUCGAAACAUGCUAGUUCGUCGGUAACGGUGCUUGACCGUUGUUGUUCAGUGAAUAGUGUAACAUUCAUUAUUAUCAAGAGAAAAAGCUAUCUUACAAUUUUUUUUUCCUUUCACUAACACCUUCAGUUAAAACACUAAAAUUUUUAAGAAAAAUGUCAGAUAACGAGAAUAAAUCAUGGUGUCAUUCACGUCAAAAUUGUGUCGUGCAACCACUUUUAACAGAUUUGUACCAAAUUACAAUGGCAUACGCUUAUUGGAAAAGUCAAAAAAUGAAUGAUCAUGCUGUGUUUGAUUUAUAUUUUCGCAAAAAUCCUUUCCAAGGUGAAUUCACAAUCUUUGCUGGACUAGAAGAAUGUAUGAAAUUUUUAGAAAAAUUUCGUUAUUCCGCUAGUGACAUUAAGUACUUGAAGUCAACAAUGCCAUCGUCAGUUGAUCAAAAAUUUUUUGAAUAUUUGAAAGACCUGACCCCAAAAGAUGUAACAAUAUAUGCUAUGGAAGAAGGUUCAGUUGUUUUUCCAAGAAUACCAUUACUAAGAGUAGAAGGUCCAUUAAUAAUGGUACAACUUUUGGAAACAACACUGUUGACAUUAGUUAACUAUGCAAGCUUAAUGGCAACUAAUGCAGCCAGAUAUCGUAUGGUUGCUGGGAAAAAUAUAACAUUGCUAGAAUUUGGUCUUCGAAGAGCUCAGGGUCCUGAUGGUGGUUUAAGUGCCUCUAAAUAUAGUUAUAUUGGUGGUUUUGAUGGUACAAGUAAUGUUUUAGCAGGAAAACUUUAUAAUAUUCCUGUAAGUGGAACACAUGCACAUUCAUAUAUUACAUCUUUCACCGGCAUUGAUGAUUUGCAAGAAAAGACUUUGGCACAUAAAGGAACAGGACAAGUUUAUGACCUUUUAGAAUUGGCUUACAAACAUCGGAAUUCUAUUGCAGCUGAUGUAGGAACAUUAGUUUCUGAAGCUUCUAGUGGAGAAUUAGCAGCUUUAAUUAGUUAUGCCAUUGCUUACCCUCAACGAUUUGUUGCUCUUGUAGAUACAUAUGAUGUGAAAAGCAUCGAAUCCUCGGCCAAGAGACAGGCAUGCAUAGCCAGCCUAAAUGUAAAGAAUAAACGUCUAACAAACGGGUCCAAUACACAUGCCCAAAAUGGUGUCAGAAACAAUCCAAUUAUAUCAGAAUCGGCUUCUCAUGACAAGAAUGGCUUAUUAAGUCAAGGCGAAUUGGGUGAGCUCUAUGUGAGGAGUGGUCUUCUAAAUUUUUGUGCAGUGGCACUAGCUUUAAAUGACUUGGGUUAUAAAGCAGUUGGUAUAAGAAUUGAUAGCGGUGAUUUAGCGUAUUUAAGUAAUACGGCGAGAAAUAUUUUCGAAAGAAUUGCCAUCAAAUACAAUAUACCUUGGUUUGCAAAAUUAACAAUCUGUGCGUCAAAUGAUAUUAACGAGGAGACUAUUCUGAGUUUAAAUGAGCAGAAUCAUAAGAUCGAUUGCUUUGGAAUUGGGACACAUUUGGUAACAUGUCAAAGACAACCAGCAUUAGGUUGCGUUUAUAAAAUGGUUGAAAUUAAUGGCCAACCUAGAAUUAAACUUAGUCAGGAAGUUGGUAAAGUAACAAUACCAGGAAAGAAAGAUGCAUUCAGAUUAUACGGAGCGGAUGGAUAUGCUUUGAUCGAUCUGUUACAAAGAUCAACAGAAGAAGUUCCACAAGUGAAACAUAAAGUUCUUUGUAGGCAUCCUUUCCAAGAAUCAAAAAGAGCUUAUGUUAUUCCAUCGCGAGUGGAAUCAUUGCAUAAGGUAUACUGGAAAAAUGGUAAAUUAUGCCAACCUUUGCCUACAUUACAAGAAAUACGAAAUAGAGUUCAAGAGUCACUAAAAACACUCAGAAAUGAUCACAAAAGAAAUUUAAAUCCUACACCAUAUAAAGUGGCUGUUAGUGAUGAUUUAUAUAAUUUCAUACAUGAUUUGUGGUUACAAAAUGCACCCAUUGGUGAACUUUCGUGAUUUGUAAAUACCAUUAAAUAAUAUCAUUAUCAAAAAACAAUGAAUGAAGACCACAUACUUACUGAAAUGGUCUAUCAACACAUCAAGUUGGAGGUUCAGGUUCUAGUUGUACAAGCAUUUUACUAUAGUAGUAUAUUUUGAUAACUUAUAAAAAUCAUAAUAUGUUCAUAUUAUGUUCUAUAAGUACAAGAUAAAUUUUCUUUAGGAAACAGAAUUUUAGAUUACAUGAUAAAAUGGAUGAUAGUGUAGAACUAUACACUCUAAGCUACUUUUGACGUUUAAGAUGAUACGAAAUGAGUGAACUUGAAUUAACGAUGCACAAUUUAUAAAGUAUUUUACAUGUAAACAAAGAAGAUUGAAUGUAUUGUAUAUAAUAGAACAAAAAUUAUAAAAUCGGUAAUGUAAAUUAAAUGUAAAUAAUCGUCGAUA
Messenger RNA from Bombus pascuorum, 2854 nucleotides. It is a transcript of the gene Naprt, whose product is annotated as nicotinate phosphoribosyltransferase. Gene Ontology annotation, molecular function: nicotinate phosphoribosyltransferase activity. Gene Ontology annotation, biological process: NAD+ biosynthetic process. Lineage: Eukaryota; Metazoa; Arthropoda; Insecta; Hymenoptera; Apidae. The record is from RefSeq and is a predicted model, not a curated record. The transcript is spliced from 11 exons. The coding region runs from base 593 to 2425 and encodes 610 amino acids.